CUUGUGCUUCUUGGCAGUCUCUGAGGCGCUGUAAACCCUAGGGAUAUCCUCAACGCAGACAAGAAUACUGUGACACUAUUGCCAGGAGUGUCGAUAUUUCGUUUGUACGAAAAAUAACGGGGAUAACUCAGAAUUGGCAGAGCAAUGGCCCUUGUCUCUAACCUCGACAAGACCAAAGUUAUUGCGGCAACGGAGCAUUGCGCGGAGGAUGGUAACCCUCAAGCAAUGCAGUGUCCCACUUACUGGAGCUCGAACUGUCAGCCAGGUUAUCACAGAGUUGGCAGUUUAUGUCGAUAGGGAUAAUGGUAAACCUGAAUUGACGGAACUGCUGGAGGGGGGCAACGCUCGAAGAAGUAAAGGCGAGGAUAGGAAGGCCGAUUACAAUUACAGUAGCCUGUGAUAACGUUUGGC
This is a messenger RNA of Pisolithus orientalis, 411 nucleotides long. RefSeq lists its product as uncharacterized. The transcript is spliced from 2 exons. The coding region runs from base 209 to 400 and encodes 63 amino acids. The record is from RefSeq and is a predicted model, not a curated record. NCBI's taxonomy places the organism in Eukaryota, Fungi, Basidiomycota, Agaricomycetes, Boletales, Pisolithaceae.